CCAGCUGUGUAUCCUUAAAGAGCGACUGGUCAAAGGAGAUUUGUGAAAACCUUAAAGGAUGUCCUUCUGCUGCCGAGAGAGUGGACCAGGAGAGAGUAGAGGUUUCAACUGGUCAGUCUGCACUGCAGCAUCAAACACACCUGGACUCUGUGUUUAUGUGGCUGGAGGACGACAUCACCAUGUAUGUGAAGAAUGAGCUGAAGAAGAUCCAGAAGGUUCUGAGACCAGAUCACCCAGAAACCUUAAAGAGCCAGAGGGAGGGUGAGGAGAUGUUUGAAGGUGAGGAUGAAGGUCAAAGCAAGAGCUGCAGAGAAUCAUUUCUGAAGAUCACAUUACACUUCUUGAGGAGACUUAAGCAGCAUGAGAUGGCUGACCAUCUGCAGAGAAAAAUAUUUGCUCCACUCUGUAAACGUGAACUUAAAGCCCAACUGAAGAAGAAGUACCAGUGUGUGUUUGAGGGGAUUGCUAAAGCAGGAAACCCAACCCUUCUGAAUCAGAUCUACACAGAGCUCUACAUCACAGAGGGAGGGACUGCAGAGGUCAAUGAUGAACAUGAGGUCAGACAGAUUGAAAAGGCGUUCAAGAAAUCAAAAAGACCAGAAAAAACAAUCAGACAAGAAGAUAUCUUUAAAUCUUCCCCUGAAAGAGACAAACCAAUCAGAACAGUGCUGACAAGGGGAGUGGCUGGCAUUGGGAAAACAGUCUCAACUCAGAAGUUCACUUUGGACUGGGCUGAAGACAAAGCCAACCAGGACAUCCAGUUCAUAUUUCCAUUCACUUUCAGAGAGCUGAAUGUGCUGAAAGAGGAAAAGUUCAGCUUGGUGGAACUUGUUCAUCUCUUCUUUACUGAAACUAAAGAAUCAGGUAUCUGCAGGCUUGAAGACUUCCAGGUUGUGUUCAUACUUGAUGGUCUGGAUGAAUGUCGACUUAAUUUGGACUUCAACAAGACUAAAAUCCUGACUGAAACAAUGAAGUCCACCUCAUUGGAUGCGCUUCUGACAAACCUCAUCAAGGGGAACCUGCUCCCAUCUGCUCGCCUUUGGAUAACUACACGUCCUGCAGCAGCCAGUCAGAUCCCUCCUGAGUGUGUUGACAUGGUGACAGAGGUCAGAGGGUUUACUGACCAACAGAAGGAGGAGUACUUCAGGAAGAGAUUCAGAGGUGAGGAGAAAGCCAGCAGGAUCAUCUCCCACAUCAAGACAUCACGAAGUCUCCACAUCAUGUGUCACAUCCCAGUCUUCUGCUGGAUCAUUGCUACAGUUCUGGAGGAUGUGCUGAAAAACAAAGAGGGAGGACAGCUGCCCAAGACUCUGACUGAGAUGUACAUCCACUUCCUGGUGGUUCAGGCCAAAGUCAAGAGGAUCAAAUAUGAUGGAGGAACUGAGACGGAUCCACACUGGAGUCCAGAGAGCAGGAAGAUGAUUGAGUCUCUAGGAAAACUGGCUUUGAAACAGCUGCAGAAAGGAAACCUGAUCUUCUAUGAAUCAGACCUGACAGAGUGUGGCAUCGAUAUCAGAGUAGCCUCAGUGUACUCAGGAGUGUUCACAGAGAUCUUUAAAGAGGAGAGAGGACUGUACCAGGACAAGGUGUUCUGCUUUGUCCAUCUGAGUGUUCAGGAGUUUCUGGCUGCUCUUCAUGUCCAUCUGACCUUCAUCAACUCUGGAGUCAAUCAGCUGGAAGAACAACAAACAAGCUCUCAGACAGAGAAAGACUUCUAUCAGAGUUGUGUGGACAAGGCCUUACAGAGCCCAAAUGGACACCUGGACCUGUUCCUUCGUUUUCUCUUGGGUCUGAAAACUAAUCAAACUCGUUUGCAAGGCCUGAUGACACAGACAGGAAGUAGCUCACAGACCAAUCAAAAAGCAGUCCAGUACAUCAAGAAAAAGCUCAGUGAAAAUCUGUCUGCAGAGAAAAGCAUCAACCUGUUCCACUGUCUAAUAGAAUUGAAUGAUCGUUCUCUAGUGGAGGAGAUCCAGCAGUCCCUGAGUUCAGGAAGUCUCUCUACAGAUGAACUGUCUCCUGCUCAGUGGUCAGCUCUGGUCUUCAUCUUACUGUCAUCAGAAAAAGAUCUGGAUGUGUUUGACCUGAAGAAAUAUUCUGCUUCAGAGGAGGCUCUUCUGAGGCUGCUGCCAGUGGUCAAAACCUCUAAAAAAGCUCUGUAA
Oreochromis niloticus (Nile tilapia) is the source of this 2162-nucleotide messenger RNA. RefSeq names its product NLR family CARD domain-containing protein 3-like. The transcript is spliced from 4 exons. Lineage: Eukaryota; Metazoa; Chordata; Actinopteri; Cichliformes; Cichlidae. Bases 156 to 2162 code for a protein of 668 amino acids. The record is from RefSeq and is a predicted model, not a curated record.